Messenger RNA from Hordeum vulgare subsp. vulgare (domesticated barley), 1503 nucleotides. RefSeq lists its product as uncharacterized. The transcript is spliced from 4 exons. Bases 19 to 1209 code for a protein of 396 amino acids. NCBI's taxonomy places the organism in Eukaryota, Viridiplantae, Streptophyta, Magnoliopsida, Poales, Poaceae. The record is from RefSeq and is a predicted model, not a curated record.
CCCAAGAUUUCGGAUGACAUGAGCAAGGAAUUCCCCAAUGCGUCCUUCACCUUCAACGAGGCUCCGCUCCUUUCCCACCUAACCCUCGCGAGUAACGUCGCUACCCCCGCCGGAAACGUCGACUACCCGUACAUCGCAGCUACCGACGACUUCGGCCUCCUGCUGCUCUGCGGUUACACCUUUGUCGGGCUCACCUACUACAUCUGCGACCCGUAUUUCCGCGGGACGCUGGGCAUCCUCCCCCCUGACGGCGGCUUCAACUGCCGCCACUCCGUCGGCCUCAUCCGCCGUCGCCGCGGCAGUUGGUUCAUGGUGGCCCAGCUCAACACGGGGCUCUUCAGUACAGAGGGCCGCGUGACACUCUCCUGCACGAUUGACCUGUGCAGGUGGGUCAAGAAGGAGACCGACUGCAGCCACAUCAAGGUGAAAAAACGGUGCUGCUGGGAUGGCGUCCUCUCCCACGAGGGAUUCCUGUGGUGGUUCGACCUCUCUUGCUCUUCAUGUAUACUUGCCUGCAACCCCUUCAAGCAUAGACCGCCGGUUUACCAAAUCAUGUUCCCGCAAGUCGAUCACCCGCUGCUCUCAGAGUGGUUCCCAGUUCAAGGUGACAAAUACCGCUGCUUAAAGGUGAGCAAAGGCAGGCUACAGUACGUGCAGAUCCAUGGCGACCCCCCCGUGGUCAGCAUGUGGACGCUGUCCUCCAACAAUCCGCCAGACGCUGGCUGGGACCAUAAGCUCGACGUGCACUUGACUGAUAUCUGGAGCCACCACACGUACAAGUCUAGUAUGCUUCCGGACAUCGUCCCGACGGUGGCGCUCGUCCACCCGAUGAACGCCCACAAGGUCUACUUCUUCCUGGGCCAGCACAUCUUCUGUGUCAACCUCAAGACAAAGAGAGUGAGGCAGUGUCUCGAGUUGAAUAAUCAGGAACUGCCGGCACUCUCCUCCCCCAUGGUCCAUUCCUGGAAUUUGCCAGCAGGGGCCACAAAAAUCCAUUUCUCUGGGCCUGAUGAGUCUCGUGUCCCUGGGGCUCAUUUCCUGGCUCAGUAUGACUCGGUGGAUGGUUUUCUUGAGAAAGCAUUAGCUGUUCUGAGCAGGUCGUCUCUUGAAUAUUUUGCCAUGGGUCUGGAUGUUCUUGAAGAAGACGAAGAUCACUCUGUGACCAUGGAUGAAUCUGAUGACGGAGAUCUCCGAGAUAGAGUAACUUGAAGAGAACAGAAAUGACCGUGAGAUGACUCAGGAACUUGAAGAGGACUGAGAGGAGGUGAUUUAGAUCCAAGUUUGGCAGCUGUUGUUACUUAGGGCUGCUUUGCCUGCUAGCCAGUGACCACCAUCCAUCACAUAUCGACUUUCUUCACUUCACUUCUGUUUGCUCUUACUCUUUUAUACUCCUAGACCAGUGGCUUGGCUUUCUGGAAGUAGCAUUGUUGAUGUUAUAUAUACUAGUAAAUAUGCCCGUGCGUUGCAACGGGUAUAAAAUCUCAACCAUCAAAAUUAAAAGGA